GGUUACUUCUGUCCGUCAAGUUUGAAGUUUGGCCUUGAGUCAAAAUGUCAUGUUGAGUUAUUGAAAUGCAGUUUGGACUUGUUGGGACUCCAGGUUAUGCACUAUUAUUCUAAUACUUUCGUAUAACUAGAAAAACUUACCAGGUAAUCAGUUAUAGGGAAUACCAUGUCUUGUUUCUCAUAUCUCUUAAAUUUAAGAGAUUAGUAAAAUCAUCAGUUUCAGUUAACUAGGUAACUGAAGUAGAGCAAAUUAUGAUGUGACCAAGCGCUUAUUAAGAGAAUGGAUGCCAUUUAUUGAUUGGUAUAUCUUAUCACAUGAUGUAUUGGGAAACAAAUUUGAAUCUGAAGAUAAUUUACUUCCCCAUUGGUAGUAUAGCGAAGUAUACUCCGCUAAUCUAGAUUUCCUCCUCAAAUCAUGCGUUCUAUCCCCAUCUGUUGUAUUACCACUAAUACUGUCACUGUCUCUUUCUUGAAUUCGGCUUGACGGUCUCCUCCUUGCCAAUGAGGUGUAACAUUCUGAAUCGUUGCUCACGUGCCAGAUUCUGGGUAACUGACUGCUUAGUUAAUUUCCUUUCUACAUAAGGCAUUCACAGUGCCGCCAAUGCAAAGCGUUAUUGUCCAUCGUAACUAGGUCUUUUGCAGUUUAUUUUGGUAAGUGGACCAUAAAUCCAUCUUUGGUCUGUUAUCCCGAAGUAAUUUUUAUCCAUAUGAAUAAUUUACUUACCACAAUCAUGUGUGUGAUUUCAUAUCCACACUCGCAUUUGACUCGGCUUGCUUUUAUUUUCCGGGAUUCUUUUGAGUUUUGAAUCGUUUUCAUACUAUUCAACACCGGUCGCUGAACUGUGCUGAUGAAACAUUUCGUUUUUUUUUUAGGUUCAGAAAAUGCUUCCGAAUGAAUUUCUAGUUCUUUUAUAUGUGUUCUGUGCAGCUUCAUUCAUCAGUUUUUACGUUGGAGAUCAAUUCUUGAUUUUAUUGUGCUUUCAUUAUUCUUUGUGCAAAGUAUUCUCUCGACUUAGCAGCAAUAGUUUGUUGCUUGUGAUCACAUUAGGCACUAUACUUAUGGCUGAAAUAAUGGCUUUAAAAACUUUGUUGCCGUUCCUAUGGAGUGCUGCAGUCAAUUUGUUGUACAUGCUACUCAUUAAUUGCUUUCUCUGCCAUUAUUUAGUUUGGUCUGUGUUAGAGUUUUCUCUUGCUGGUAUUGAACAUGAGGUUCUUGAGAUCCCGACUUACAGUAGCUUACCAACAAUCUGCUGUCUACUGAUCACGAUGUUGGGCUUUGGUCAUUGGAAGAAACAUUUGACUUCACUAACAUGCUUUCUUGGUGUGCCUACUUUGUGGCUGUGCUCCAGAUAUAAACCGAAAAAACAACUUGAAGUCCUUUGGAAUUCAUUCAUGGAGGCAUGCAUCUUUGUUUUGCUAAACCUAUUCCCUGUAUUUAAUUAUACCAUAUGUUAUUUCUUUGAUGAAAGUGGUGGGUCACUUUUUAAAUUCAUGGUCGAGAUUCUGUUUUUAAUAACGACAACAAACCUGAUAUCAUCACACCUUCGUGUUCAAAGUCUGCUUACAGCUAAGGGUACUUUAAAUAAACAGAUUUCCCGUAUGGUUCUUCCUUUGUUCACUGGAAUUAUUUUAUUGAAUAUAAACACAGAAUUUUUUAACACUUUGUAUAAUGUACUCAGUUAUUUACCCAUAUUUACUGUACAUUUUCUAGUCUUUGUAAUCAUGGUUUCAGUCACAUUACUUAGAUACUAUCAUCAAACAACGAGAACACAACUGCUUCUGAAGUUCAUGUCAACAUUGCUAUUUGUUAUGAUCAUUGGAUUGUAUUGGAAUAACUUUUCGAAUGUGUUUAGAAUUUCUCGGCAGCCUUUCUGGAAGAAAAGAUAUAUAAAUCAUUUGUUUUGGAGUGGGAUUGUUUGUCUCAUAUUUUCCGUACUCACAUUGUUUGCCUAUGAAUACGGUAAUCAAGAAAUAUUUGAUAUAAUCUUUGGCGUUUCUUUGUGCAUUCUACAUUAUUCCGAAUGGUGUUUAUAUAUGACCACUAAUAUUUCUGAAUCCUGGCUGUACAAUUCUUGCAUAAUCACUGUUGUGUCAGUAUUACUGGCAGCUGCAUAUACUAACCGAAGACUUCUCAUGAAUAAUUCCAUUUUAAAUCGGAGUUCUUUAGUGAAAAUUUUCAGUUGGCACGUUUUUGCUCCUUGUUGUUUAGUUCCAGCUGUCUUAAAACUCCUUUUACUGUGGAUAAAUGAAUAUGUCGAUAAUUCUACUCAUCAUAACACAUUAAAUCAUCAUGUACAUUAUAAUAAAGAUUUUGUUCUGGGUUUAUAUCUGUUGCUUUUGGGAUUGUUUUGCAGCGAAAGAAUUUGUCAGCUUGAAAAACAAGUGGUUAAUCGCCUUUUGGAUUUUUAUCCAUUUUUGUCACCGAGUCGUAUUGCAAUUGAGUCAAUAGUGAUAGAGGGGUAUUUUCAUACUGCUAUCACUUUAGUCUGGCCCCAAGUGAUGUUACUUUCUAAUAUGGAUACUGAUCUAUUUCUCAAUUCAAAUAUUUAUAUACUUAUUCAAUUUUCUAUUUCAUGUCUGGUGACCAGUUUAGCUUUAAUUCUACCAUCCGUAUUGAAUUUAAAUCUAAUAAGCCGUGAAAUGUCUGGUUAUUCUCGUAAUUUUGCCAAAAUCGGUUUAUUACUUUUAACAAUAACUUUUAAUUCAAUUCAGCUUCAUCUCAGUUUGUUUGGUGCUGUUGUCUACGUCGUAACUAUUCCUACUUGUAUAUUAUGCAUAAUUUGGAUGAUAUGUUUAUUCAUAUAUUUAUUCUCUUAUGCAACAUUGGACUUAUAUCCUAUUAGUGUAUUUAUAUAUGCACUUCAGAAUGUAAUUUAUCCUGGCUUAUUCAUUCUGUCUGUUGCAUUCAUCUCUAUGAUAUCAAUAAAUGUAUUUCCUCCAGACCUGACUGUAUUUUUGCUUUUCUCCAUUUUUAUAUCGUGUAUGGUUUGUCUUGUAAUUUGGGAUAUUAAUGAUAGCUUAAUAACCGAUCAAAUUCGGUGUACGAUAACUAACUGCGAAUCUGAUAUGAUGAUGACUAUCUUCGAAAAAGACGACAAUAGCAGUUCAUUGAAAUCAUCGGAAAAAUUCUUAUCCGUUUCAUUGAACAAUCCAAGACGUAGUCAUGUAGUUGUAUGCAAUUCAUUUUGUGAAUUACUUAUAAGAUUAAUUUUGCUAACCUGUUCAUUAGUUAGUUUAUUAGUUUUAUUAAUAUAUCUUAUUCAUCGUUCGGAAGUAUCUAUGACUGAUAAUAUUUGUCAACUGUAUACAAUAUUCUCAUUGGAGAUAUUUUGUAUUGCUCAAAUCUCCGCUGGAUACCCUCAAAGAUGGCUGUGUGACAAGGUUCGAUGUCGGUCUAUUCAACUCAUUGACAAUAAUUCCAAUGAUGUUUUAGUAUUUAUUCUAACAUCUAUGGUCAACGUUUGUAUUAUAUUAUCAGUUAUCCUCCGUUAUCAGUUCUGUCCAAGUUUUUCUACUGAAAUAGAAAUAUUCUUUCUUCCAUGGAUCAUCUUCACUUUUCAUGGUAAACAACUUCAUCGAUAUCGUCAUGUUUUAGCAUUAACCUGCUUCACUAUUCUUUUAGUGUACAUGGUGUUUAUUCAUUCACCGAUUGUGAAAGGUUAUGCACCAUCUUUGCCAACAUUUGAUCGUCAAUUUUUCGGUAGAACAAAUUCACCAUUAUAUUAUUGGAGUGAAUUUUUAUUAACUAUUGCAUUAUGUCCAUUGCAUGUACUAUUUCUCGCAGAUCAGUCUAAUAUAACUACACAAGCUCUAGUUGAUAUACUUUUUUUUAAUCAAUUCAGCCAAUCGCAUACACAUAAACAACAUUCAACUACUUCAUUAUCAUCAAUUGUAUGCUUCAAAUGUGUAAAAUUUCAAAUAGCAUAUACUUUAAGUUAUAUCUUUUCAUGCAUCUUGUAUACAGCUUAUGGAUUAUUACCAUUCUGUAUAACUUAUUGGUUUGUAGCCAGUUCAUUGGCAUCGGCUAUUUUCGGUUUGUAUAGUUUUAUUAUUUGUUCUUAUUUAUUAAUUCGUGUAGAUAUUGUCACAGACUACUAUUCUUAUUAUUCGUACACAUAA
This is a messenger RNA of Schistosoma rodhaini, 4118 nucleotides long. Lineage: Eukaryota; Metazoa; Platyhelminthes; Trematoda; Strigeidida; Schistosomatidae. The record is from the annotation of a GenBank genome assembly.